AAGCAUUCAAAAAUCAUAGCAACUCGUGUGUUAACAGACAGCUCUAGAAGCAAAAGUUUACUGCUGCGAAAAAAAAUUAAUUUAAUAGAAAAAAAACCAAUUUUUUCCUCGAUUAAAUAACCAAAAGCCAGCCAGACAAUGAGUGAUCGCAAAGCAGUUAUCAAAAAUGCCGACAUGGGCGAAGAAAUGCAACAAGAUGCCGUCGAUUGUGCUUCGCAGGCUCUCGAGAAGUACAACAUCGAAAAGGACAUUGCUGCAUUUAUCAAGAAGGAAUUCGACAAAAAAUACAACCCAACAUGGCAUUGCAUCGUCGGACGUAACUUUGGAAGCUACGUGACUCACGAGACCCGCCACUUUAUCUACUUCUACUUGGGACAAGUCGCGAUUUUGUUGUUCAAGAGCGGUUAAGAUCUGUCGCUCGGAGACCUUCAAAACUACUCAUCUUAUUCAUUCAUCUUCAUCAGCAUCAUCAUCACUCUUUAACGUAACCGAAAAAUGAGAAAAAUUUAUCACUACAUACGACGACGAGGUAAAGUGAUAAAAAAUCCACCUUGAACGUGUGUACCUUUCAUAGGCGCCAUGCCGCGUCACUCGUACGUUGAAAAAUAUAAAUAAAAUUUUGCUCUAAUCUAAAAAUAUUCCAUCCGGACGCAAUUAAAUUAGCUUGGUAGGAGACAGCACAUACACACAAACACACAGUUUUUCAAAAGGAAAAAUUGUCGAUAGGAAAAAGGAAGAGAAAAUUUUAUUCUAGAUGUGCACUUACUUAACAUACAUUGACACACACACACACACAUACACACCUCUUACCCAAUGAUAAAAAAAAAUUAUUAAAUUCCCAUCCUACACAUUAAAAGGCAUGUUAAAAACCCACGAAAAUAUAGGUAAUCAUUUAUUUUUGAUUAAAUUUCUCUUUUGACGACAAACGUUGCCUUUUAACAUUAAUUGUCAAUUCGAGUUGAUUUUCCCGAAACAAAUUUUAUUUUUGAGCAGCUAAAGCUUCCUUUUCCAAAAAAAAACAUAAAAACAUGAAAUAAAAACACAUAAAUGAAGAAACAGUCUUUUAGAUAAAAAAAAAAUAAUAUUUACUCAUAUUAAUGAACUAAUUAAUUAAUUAAUUAAAAAACAUAGAUUUAAUUACAAAACAAUGAACUACCAAAAUGGAAAAAAAUUCAACAUGCAAAGCCACAGCAGUAAUUAAAAAUAAAAUAAAUAACAAAUUCCUAAUUAACAAAAAAAAUAAUAAAUUAUAGAAAAAAAACAUGUAUCUUUUACGUUUAAAAUUGAUGUAAAAAUUA
Culicoides brevitarsis is the source of this 1298-nucleotide messenger RNA. RefSeq names its product dynein light chain 2, cytoplasmic. Gene Ontology annotation, molecular function: dynein intermediate chain binding. The transcript has 2 exons. Gene Ontology annotation, biological process: microtubule-based process. Bases 139 to 408 code for a protein of 89 amino acids. Gene Ontology annotation, cellular component: cytoplasmic dynein complex. NCBI's taxonomy places the organism in Eukaryota, Metazoa, Arthropoda, Insecta, Diptera, Ceratopogonidae. The record is from RefSeq and is a predicted model, not a curated record.